This is a messenger RNA of Tupaia belangeri chinensis (Chinese tree shrew), 3074 nucleotides long. RefSeq names its product cyclin dependent kinase like 5 (gene CDKL5). Lineage: Eukaryota; Metazoa; Chordata; Mammalia; Scandentia; Tupaiidae. Gene Ontology annotation, molecular function: protein kinase activity; ATP binding. Gene Ontology annotation, biological process: regulation of dendrite development; protein phosphorylation; positive regulation of axon extension. Gene Ontology annotation, cellular component: dendrite cytoplasm; nucleus. The record is from RefSeq and is a predicted model, not a curated record.
CAUUUCUUUCUUCACUGUUAGAAUGAAUAUGUAAAGUUCCUGCCAACCAGUGAGAAUUGCUUCCUUUGGAUAGUUUUUGUUCUACUUACUGCACAACUGUUUUGGAAGUUCCUUUUUUGGUGCCAUGUUCUGUGGCUUGCAUCAAAAGAGAGGUUUGUCUUCAUGAAGAUUCCUAACAUUGGUAAUGUGAUGAAUAAAUUUGAGAUCCUUGAGGUUGUAGGUGAAGGAGCCUAUGGAGUUGUUCUUAAAUGCAGACACAAGGAAACACAUGAAAUUGUGGCGAUCAAGAAAUUCAAGGACAGUGAAGAAAAUGAAGAAGUCAAGGAAACGACUUUACGUGAGCUCAAGAUGCUUCGCACUCUCAAGCAGGAAAACAUUGUGGAGCUGAAGGAAGCCUUUCGUCGGAGGGGAAAAUUGUACUUGGUGUUUGAGUAUGUUGAAAAAAAUAUGCUCGAAUUGCUGGAAGAAAUGCCAAAUGGAGUUCCACCUGAAAAAGUAAAAAGUUAUAUCUAUCAGUUAAUAAAAGCUAUUCACUGGUGCCAUAAGAAUGAUAUCGUCCAUAGAGAUAUAAAACCAGAAAAUCUCUUAAUCAGCCACAAUGAUGUUCUGAAACUGUGCGACUUUGGUUUUGCACGGAAUCUUUCAGAGGGCAAUAAUGCUAAUUAUACAGAGUAUGUGGCCACCAGAUGGUAUAGGUCCCCAGAACUCUUACUUGGCGCUCCCUAUGGAAAGUCCGUAGACAUGUGGUCAGUAGGCUGCAUUCUUGGGGAGCUUAGCGAUGGACAGCCUUUAUUUCCUGGAGAAAGCGAAAUUGACCAACUUUUUACUAUUCAGAAGGUGCUAGGCCCACUUCCGUCUGAACAGAUGAAGCUCUUCUACAGUAAUCCUCGUUUCCACGGGCUCCGGUUUCCAGCUGUUAACCAUCCUCAGUCACUGGAAAGAAGAUACCUUGGAAUUUUAAAUAGUGUUUUACUUGACCUAAUGAAGAAUUUACUGAAGUUGGACCCAGCUGACAGAUAUUUGACAGAACAGUGUUUGAAUCACCCUACAUUUCAGACCCAGAGACUUUUGGAUCGUUCCCCUUCAAGAUCCGCGAAAAGGAAGCCUUACCAUGUGGAAAGCAGCACAUUGUCUAAUAGAAACCAAGCCAGCAAAAGUGCCGCUUUACAGUCUCACCACAGAUCCAACAGCAAGGACAUCCAGAACCUCAGCGUCGGGCUGCCCCGGGCUGACGAAGGUCUUCCCGCCAAUGAAAGCUUCCUGAAUGGAAAUCUUGCCGGAGCAACUCUUAGUCCGAUGCACACCAAAACCUACCAAGCAAGCACUCAGCCCGGAUCUGCCAGCAAAGAUCUCACCAACAACAACAUACCACACCUUCUCAGCCCAAAAGAAGCCAAGACAAAAACAGAAUUUGAUUUUAACAUUGACUCAAAACCUUCAGAAGGCCCCGGCUCAAAGUACCUCAAGUCAAACAGUAGAUCUCAGCAGAACCGGCACUCGUUCAUGGAAAGCUCCCAGAGCAAGGCCGGUACCCUGCAGCCCAGUGAGAAGCAAAGCCGUCAUAGCUACAUCGAUACCAUCCCCCAGUCCUCUAGGAGUCCCUCCUACAGGACCAAGGCCAAAAGCCAUGGGGCACUGAGUGACUCUAAGUCUGUGAGCAACCUUUCUGAAGCCAGGGCCCAAAUCGCAGAAUCCAAUACCAGUAGGUACUUUCCAUCCAGCUGCUUGGACUUGAACUCUCCCACCAGCCCGACUCCCACCAGGCACAGCGACUCGAGAACUUUGCUCAGCCCCUCGGGGAGGAAUAACCGAAGCGAGGGCACUCUGGACUCACGCCGAACCUCAACCAGGCACUCCAAAACGAUGGAGGAGUUGAAACUGCCGGAACACAUGGACAGCAGUCAUUCCCAUUCACUGUCUGCACCUCACGAAUCCUUUUCUUACGGCCUGGGCUACACCAGCCCCUUCUCCUCUCAGCAGCGUCCUCAUAGGCAUUCCAUGUAUGUGACUCGGGACAAAGUGCGAGCCAAAGGCUUGGACGGAAGCUUGAGCAUAGGGCAAGGGAUGGCAGCCAGAGCCAACAGCCUGCAACUCUUAUCACCCCAGCCUGGAGAACAGCUCCCUCCAGAGAUGACCGUUGCAAGAUCUUCUGUUAAAGAGUCCUCCAGAGAAGGCACCUCUUCAUUCCACACGCGUCAGAAGUCCGAGGGUGGCGUGUAUCAUGACCCUCAUUCUGACGAUGGCACAGCUCCCAAAGAAAACAGACACCUAUACAAUGAUCCUGUCCCAAGGAGAGUCGGUAGCUUUUACAGAGUGCCAUCUCCACGUCCUGACAAUUCCUUCCAUGAAAAUAAUGUGUCAACCAGAGUUUCCUCCCUACCUUCAGACAGCGGUUCUGGAACCAACCACUCAAAAAGACAACCAGCGUUUGAUCCAUGGAAAAGUCCUGAAAAUCUUAGUCAUUCUGAACAACUCAAGGAGAAAGAGAAGCAAGGUUUUUUCAGGUCAAUGAAAAAGAAAAAGAAGAAAUCUCAAACAGUGCCCAACUCCGAUGGCCCUGAUCUUCUAACAUUACAGAAAGCCAUUCAUUCCGCUGGCACUCCAAGCAGCAGACCAAAGGAGUGGCGCCCUGAGAAGAUCUCAGAUCUGCAGCCCCAAAGCCAGCCGUUAAAAUCACUGCGCAAGCUGUUACAUCUCUCUUCAGCCUCGAAUCACCCGGCCUCCUCAGAUCCCCUCCAGCCUUUAACAGCUCAACAAGCCAAAAAUUCCUUCUCAGAAAUUCGGAUUCACCCCCUGAGCCAGGCCUCUGGUGGAAGCAGCAACAUCCGGCAGGAGCCCACAUCAAAGGGCAGGCCAGCCCUCCAGCUGCCAGGUCAGAUGGAUCCUGGUUGGCACGUGUCCUCUGUGACCAGGAGUGCCACAGAGGGGCCUUCCUACUCUGAACAGCUGGGUGCCAAGAGUGGGCCCAACGGGCACCCUUAUAACAGAACCAAUCGCUCAAGAAUGCCAAAUCUGAACGAUUUAAAAGAGACAGCCUUGUAAUUUGUGCUGGGGUAGGGGGCGGAGGGUAAGCC